This is a messenger RNA of Penicillium taxi, 309 nucleotides long. RefSeq lists its product as uncharacterized. The record is from RefSeq and is a predicted model, not a curated record. The transcript has 2 exons. NCBI's taxonomy places the organism in Eukaryota, Fungi, Ascomycota, Eurotiomycetes, Eurotiales, Aspergillaceae. Bases 1 to 309 code for a protein of 102 amino acids.
AUGCUUGCAAAAUCUGUUCUAUCAAUUAGCCUGUUCCUCGCUGGAGUUCAGGCUCAACAAGCUGCAAACUGUCAAUACCAGUCAUUGAAGUGCGGUUCAGCCUUGCUCGCUGCUCCAUACGGCUACACCGAAGCCCAGCUCUCUGCAGCUGUUAACGAUACGGCUUCAAUCCCGCCUAUCAGCAUUUCCCAGCUGUCCCAAACUCUUUUCCACUGUACAGAUAUUCUGGGUGGUAUCACUGGAAACGCUUUCUGUUUCGCUGGAUGUGACGCCAAGCCCGGUACUCGCAAUGACCAAUGUAUCUUGUAG